GAGCGAUGACGCAAAGAUUUCCCCUUGGCGCAUAGAACACUACUUAAGGAUAGGUGCACAUGGGUCCAUUCUAUUCUUGAGCUAGCCAAGAUUGGAUCCAAGAAUGAUUACGGUUCAGCAGACAAGCUAUUUUCACAGGACCAUAAAUAAAGCAAUUUACCACCAUUCCUGUGAAAGGGACAAUGUGGCAACAAUUAUCAAUUAUUUAAGAUAUGCAGACACACCCCUUUAAAAUACUCUAUGCAAUUUUGCAGACAAAUAAAGGAGGUUCUUCUACAUUUAAUUCAUUCGCUAAUACCCUAAUUGUAACGUUCGGGAAUAACUAACUAGCAUUGGACAAUUAAACAACUCGUAUAAAUGCAACCAGUUAAGGUCCUGUCUUCAGUCUUCAGGUGACAAAUUUCAAGUUGAAUCGAAACCUGUAAAGGAAAUUUUCAAAAAUGAUUUUUAAGUACAUCCAAGAGCCAGUCCUUGGAUCCCUAUUUCGAUCCCGAGACUCGCUGAUCUACUUAAACAGAUCCAUAGAUCAAAUGGGAUGGAGACUUCCGCCACGAACUAAGCCGUACUGGUGGCUCUACUACAUUUGGACACUGGUGGUCUUAGUACUCGUCUUCAUCUUCAUACCCUACGGACUGAUAAUGACUGGAAUAAAGGAGUUCAAGAACUUCACGACCACGGAUCUGUUUACGUAUGUCCAAGUGCCGGUUAACACCAAUGCCUCCAUCUUGAAGGGCAUUAUAGUGUUGUUUAUGCGGCGGCGAUUUUCAACGGCUCAAAAGAUGAUGGACGCCAUGGACAUUCGAUGCACCAAGAUGGAGGAGAAGGUUCAGGUGCACCGAGCAGCGGCCUCUUGCAAUCGUGUUGUUGUGAUUUACCAUUGCAUCUACUUCGGCUAUCUAUCCAUGGCCUUAACCGGAGCUCUGGUGAUUGGGAAGACUCCAUUCUGUUUGUACAAUCCGCUGGUUAACCCCGACGAUCACUUCUAUCUGGCCACUGCCAUUGAAUCGGUCACCAUGGCUGGCAUUAUUCUGGCCAAUCUCAUUUUGGACGUUUACCCCAUCAUAUAUGUGGUCGUUCUGCGGAUUCACAUGGAGCUCUUGAGUGAGCGAAUCAAGAAGCUGCGCACUGAUGUGGAAAAGGGCGACGAUCAACAUUAUGCCGAGCUGGUGGAGUGUGUAAAGGAUCACAAGCUAAUUGUCGAAUAUGGAAACACUCUGCGUCCCAUGAUAUCGGCCACGAUGUUCAUCCAACUGCUAUCCGUCGGACUUCUUUUGGGUCUGGCAGCGGUGUCCAUGCAGUUCUACAACACCGUAAUGGAGCGCGUUGUCUCCGGGGUCUACACCAUAGCCAUUCUUUCCCAGACCUUUCCCUUUUGCUAUGUCUGUGAGCAGCUGAGCAGCGAUUGCGAAUCCCUGACCAACACACUGUUCCAUUCCCAGUGGAUUGGAGCUGAGCGACGAUACAGAACCACGAUGUUGUACUUCAUUCACAAUGCGCAGCAGUCGAUAUUGUUCACUGCGGGCGGAAUUUUCCCCAUAUGUCUAAACACCAAUAUAAAGAUGGCCAAAUUCGCUUUCUCAGUGGUUACCAUUGUAAAUGAGAUGGACUUGGCCGAGAAAUUGAGAAGGGAGUAAUUUGGCUUAUUGCCACAAAUUAGAUCCACUCAAUUUAAGAUAGUAGU
Messenger RNA from Drosophila mauritiana, 1681 nucleotides. RefSeq names its product odorant receptor 85a (gene Or85a). The transcript has 3 exons. The record is from RefSeq and is a predicted model, not a curated record. Bases 441 to 1634 code for a protein of 397 amino acids. Lineage: Eukaryota; Metazoa; Arthropoda; Insecta; Diptera; Drosophilidae. Gene Ontology annotation, molecular function: olfactory receptor activity; odorant binding. Gene Ontology annotation, cellular component: plasma membrane. Gene Ontology annotation, biological process: sensory perception of smell; detection of chemical stimulus involved in sensory perception of smell.